Messenger RNA from Pygocentrus nattereri (red-bellied piranha), 3840 nucleotides. It is a transcript of the gene ttll11, whose product is annotated as tubulin tyrosine ligase-like family, member 11. Gene Ontology annotation, molecular function: tubulin-glutamic acid ligase activity; tubulin binding. Gene Ontology annotation, biological process: protein polyglutamylation; microtubule cytoskeleton organization. The transcript has 9 exons. NCBI's taxonomy places the organism in Eukaryota, Metazoa, Chordata, Actinopteri, Characiformes, Serrasalmidae. Gene Ontology annotation, cellular component: cilium. The record is from RefSeq and is a predicted model, not a curated record. The coding region runs from base 881 to 3025 and encodes 714 amino acids.
CAGUAGCUCCGCAUCUGCCCCGCCUGCUGCUGUCAGACUGAGCGGCCCCGCCGGCCAGGCUCGCACUUACCUCAUCCACACCGCCCCGCACCGGGCAACGCGGAGGGAGAGGACAGUACAGAGGAAUGACUUCUCCAGAACGGACUGCUCGCAUUACAGCGGGGUGCGUACUCGAGGCAGUAGCUACAUAGCUAGGAAGCGAGCUUUCCUCAUCUGACUCGUCUCUUUGUUGAGGCAGAACAGAAACUGCACAGUUAACGGCUUUCAUGCUGUAGUAGCUAAAGGCUAACAGCGAGGCGACGAGUACUGCCGACCGUUAGCGCUGUCACAUUUAAAUGGUGUGAUUUAUGCCUUAUGUUUAAUAUUACGUGUUGAGUAUGAUGGGAUAAAUAACGAGUCUUUUAUUGGGGAAUGAUUGGCUUGGUUUGGAUAUAAACAAUACACUUGCAAAACGUUGAAGGCUUCUCACGUUAAAACACAUAAGGUGACAGUAAUUAGUUAACCGAGGUUACGUUAAUGUCAGCUAGUCGUCGUUUGGGCGAUUUGUAGUUAAUGCCACACUUGAUUUUGGGUUUUAUAACAGAAUGUUAUUUGCCAAAACCCGAAACACUAGCCUUGCCUUUAAAAAGGCUGGGCAUUAACGGCGUUUUUAUUUAUUAUAUGCAAGAAAAUGUAAAUUAGCUUCGAGCUUCACCAGCUGGUACCAUGUUGGGUAGAUGACAUGUUUUCUCGGCUGUAUUUGCCUCCCGAGCAGGCUCGCUAACCCAGGUAUAUUAAAGUUAAAUGCACUGGUGUAGCCUUAGUCCGUUCACUGAACCGCCACCCCCCUGUUUAAGGAGAUUAAUGAACCGGUUGGCACCAUCACCACCGCCGUGACAUUAUGAGUGAACACUAUGAGAAGGUAAAAGUACAGCUUGAGCAGAUGAAGUCUCCGGCUGAGGAUACGGGUGCCGAGGCUGAGGUGGCUCCGGCCGCUGCACUCCCAGCCUCCGCCAGCGUCCCAGCCUCGGCCCGGUCAGCCCGGAGAGAAAGCUCCAGGACCUCGAUUCAACCUAGAAACCGCAGCAAAAGCCGAAGCAAAGCCAGCAGCCGUGACAGAAACGCGAAUGUCAAGCAGGACUCGGACAAGUCGAAGGGAUCGAGCCGAGUGGGCAGCGACCAGAUGCUCCAGAUAAAGGGCACGGGGAAGAUCCUGCAGGGCAAAGCGGAGACGAAUGGCAGCAGAGAGGAAGAUAAAGCUGCGGUCGGGAAGGAGGGAGGGAGCAAAGUCGUGCAGAAGAGGAGAGCUGUCACAGUGGAUACGUCUAAAGCCAAAACAUCACUGGAGGCGCUAAAACUCAGCAUCAAGCAGCUCAAGUGGAAAGAGUUUCCAAUGGGCAGACGGUCAGCCUGUGAUAUUUACUGGCAUGGAGUCUCCUUCCAUGACAAUGAAAACAUUGUUUCUGGACAGGUCAACAAGUUCCCAGGGAUGAUAGAGAUGUUGCGUAAGAUAAACUUAAGUCGUGCAGUGCGCACCAUGCAGGAGCUGUUUCCAGAGGAGUACAACUUCUACCCACGUUCAUGGAUACUGCCUGAGGAGUACCAGCUCUUCUCCACUCAGAUUCGUCUCCUGAAAGAUAACGACUCCACCCUGAAACCCACUUUCAUCGUCAAACCUGACAGUGGCUCCCAAGGCGAUGGUAUCUACCUCAUACGGGACCCUGCUGACCUUCGAGUCUUUUCAGGUUCUCAGGUCAAGCAGGCAGUAGUUCAAGAAUACAUUCAAAAGCCUCUGCUCAUUGACAAGCUCAAGUUUGACAUUCGCUUGUAUGUUUUGGUCCGUUCUUUGGAACCUUUAGAAAUCUACAUUGCUAAAGAGGGCCUAUCCAGGUUUUGCACAGAACCCUACCAGGAACCUUGCCAGAAGAACCUCAAUCAUGUCUUCAUGCACCUAACAAACUAUUCCUUGAAUGUACAUAGUGGGAACUUUGUCCAUUCAGACAGCUGUAACACAGGCAGUAAGCGCACAUUUUCCAGUGUUCUUUAUCGCCUGGCCUCUAAAGGAGUGGACAUUAAAAAGGUUUGGUCAGACAUUAUUGCAUUGGUGAUCAAGACAGUUAUUGCGCUUGUUCCGGAGUUGAAAGUCUUCUAUCAAGCCGAUAUACCACCAGGCAAACCAGGACCUACUUGUUUCCAGAUAUUGGGGUUUGAUAUCCUGCUGAUGAAGAACUUGAAGCCUGUUCUGCUGGAGGUAAAUGCCAAUCCCAGCAUGAGGAUUGAACAUGAACAGGAGGUAUCACCUGGAGUGUUUGAGUAUGUUCCCAGUCUAGUCGAUGAGGAGGUCAAAGUAGGAGUUAUUAGAGAUACACUGCGUCUUAUGGAUCCUGUCCAAAGGAAGCCUCACAUAUCUAACCUACUGGGUGAGGCUUCAGAAGAAGCGAUUGUUGUGGAGGCGGGAUCAGAUGAGAAGGCGGGGCUGGUGGAGUCACUUCCCUCUUUGUGUUUGAAGCAAGUCUUCCCCAAGUACAUGAAGCAGUUCAACUAUCUACGAAUAGUGGAGCGAAUUGCUGACAUUUUCUUGCGCUUCCUCGGAGUCAAAGGGACCAUGAAACUUGGUCCAACUGGUUUCCGCACCUUUAUCAGGAAUUGUAAGCUGAGUAACAGCAGCUUCACCAUGGCAUCAGUGGACAUCCUUUACAUUGAUAUCACACGCCGCUGGACAGGCAUGGUUCCAGACUCUAGAGAAGCUGGGAUGGGUCUGCAGGCGUUUGUGGAGGCGUUUUUCUACUUGGCGGCUCGCAGGUUUAAGGCAUUACCUUUGAGGGAGCAGGUGCUGUCACUGCUGGAGCUUUGUGAAAGUGCCCUGGAGGGGCAGGGACACGUUGAAAAGUCACGCCCUCAGAAGCAACUCUCCAGCCUUAACCCUGCCUCUGCUCACUCCACAGCACCGCCCACACUCAGCUCCCCUGCCCCCACACGCCGCCACCAGGACGACCAAGCAGACCAGACGCCGCGACCUUCCGUAAAAGCAAACGUGGAGUGUUGACGACUCUUAUGUACGAGCCAAAAGUCUGGUACGUGGUGUAGUGGAAGGGAAUGGGAAAGUGUGCAAGUUAUAAUGAACAGAACAACAGAGGAAGAACAUGCAACAUCAUUCGGGGGUGUUCCUAGUACUACAGGUGCCUCUGAUGCACGUAUAUUUUUUUUCAUGGCUCAAUUUGAAGCAUUGAUUUCACCCACACAACAACAAGGAUGCAUCAGUAGAGUAAAUCCACGUUGCGCACCCUGAUGCCAGUACGUAGGGGCUGCCUUGUGUGUGACAGUGUGCGCAUCAGCAGGCACGUUGAAAAGCAAUGCUAAAAUAAAGUUCAGGUGCAAAUCAAAGGAGGGAUGACCAUGUAUCCCUUUUACCAUAGAAUCAGGGACAAGCAGACUCUACAUAAAGGGAUCAGACCACACCACUUACUUUCCGUUCAUAAAGCAGCUAAUCACACAGAAUGGCCGUCUGCAACUAACUAGCUAAUCCAAAUGGCGGCCUUAUAUCACCACAUGGUGUUGACACCAGGAUUUGGCAUUGAGUGCACUAAAUGUUUACUUAAACUACUGUAUUUAUAUUAUAGGUUAUUUUAUUGUAUUCAAAGUUGACUUUUGCACAAAACAGUGAUCCACCAUAGUAUCAACUGCAUCACACGGGAGAUGCAAAUCUAGAAAGGGCAGGUCUUAAUCAUAUAUUAGCCAAUUAAAAUAUAUUCUGAUAAACACUUUUACUUUUUAUUGCACUACCACUUAAGGCAUCUAAAAAGCUUGGCUGGUGUUUGCUUUGGAUGGUCAUGCAGAAUAAACCUUGGCCUUGGAGUGAUA